This is a messenger RNA of Manis pentadactyla (Chinese pangolin), 2769 nucleotides long. Its product is annotated as atherin-like. Bases 1 to 723 code for a protein of 240 amino acids. The transcript has 2 exons. The record is from RefSeq and is a predicted model, not a curated record. Lineage: Eukaryota; Metazoa; Chordata; Mammalia; Pholidota; Manidae.
AUGAGCUCCCUCCGGGGCUGGGGCGGGGGGCCGGCCGCCGGGGGUCGGGGGUCAGGGGGGAGGGAGGGAGCGGGGGGCCGCGCGCCUCCUCGCUCCCUCCUCCUCCUCCUCCGCCGCCGCCGCUUCUUUUCUUUGCCUCCUCCUUCCUCCUCCUCGGCGUCCUCCUCCUCCUCCUCCUCGCUCGCUCUGUCUGGCCGCCCCCCCCGCCGUGCUCUCGCCCUCAUGCCCCGACGGGCCCCCCCCCCGCCAACAAUGAGACCCGCGUGCCGGGCGCGCCCUCUCCGCGCCGCGCGCGUAGCUACCAGGGCCGCCCAGCCGCCGCACAGCCCGGGCCCGGCGGGGGAGGCGCCGAGUGGCACAUCGCGAGCGCCCGCCCGCCCCGCGCCGCCCGCUCCGCGCCGCCCGCUCACGCGCCGCCCCCCCGGCCCCCCUGCCCGGCCGCGGCAGCCAUGGCCGCGCGCCUCCGCUCGCUCGCUCCCGGCCCGCCCGCCGCCUGCCGCCCGCCGCCCGCCGCCCGCCGCCGGCCCUCGGUUGUUGCUCAUGAACUCUCGCUCUGCCUGCCCUUCCAUCUCGAUCUCGGUCUCCAGUUCUCCAUUCCCCACCGCCCAGGUCUUCGUUUUUGCGUCUGUUCUUCAACCUCAAGGAAACCUACGAUCAGGGAAAGGGACGCUUGGAGCAGACGCGACGUGGGCCGCCCUCCCCUCGGUGUCGGGGGGCAGUUAGGCUCUGUGGAUUGCCGCUCGUGGGCUCUUUCCUCGGUGAUCCCUCUGAAGGUAGACACUCAUAAGCAGACAUUUGUUCAUUCAAGAAAUAUUUAUCGAAUGCUUACUCUGUGUAGCCGCGGGUAUAGAGCAGUGAACAAAACAGGUAUUCCUGCCCCUGGAGAGCUUCCGGUCCAGCUCACAGACACACCCCCCACACACGUGUACACACAAAUCAGGAACUCAGACCCUUUAGAGGCACACCUAGGCACCCACAAACACAUAAAUUCACUCCUAGCGUCAUCCAAUCACACCACCUGACUCUCCCAGAGAAACACAAACCCCAAGUCCAGCCGCGUAGGCGCGCUUAGAGACCCACGCGAGUUAGUGACCCACGACUACAAAAGUGCUCACGAACAACACAGUUACACUUGACCUCUGGGUACACACACACAACAUAAACUCACACACAGCAUCCCAAAGGAUUAAAGUCCCUGAAAUUGGGUCUGGGAAGAAGUGAGGGGGAGACAGCCCAAAGAUUCCAUCCCCAAGACCGGUGUGGGGCAUGGGGAACGAAAUGUGAACCCCCCCCCACUUCUUAAAGGGUGGGGUGGACGCCUCCAGUCCAAAGGUCACACUCCCUCAGCGGGCGGUGAGGUGGCGGAGGGUAGAAGGCAGCCCCGGGGGCUUCAACAACACUUCAAAGACUUCGCGGCCCGGAAAGCUUCCUGCCGGGGAGGGGCUGAUGGAGACGAGAUGGGGAGGUCCGCAGGGUGACUGGGGGUGGAAGAGGCUGCCCCCGCCUCGGCGCACUGCCCCCCUGGCCGACUCUUCCGCCGGGACCGCCUCCUUUUCACCAGCACCUGUUCAACCGGAACAUCAAGGGGCCGGGGCCCGCCGCCACCCCUCCUUUCGCGUCUAUUUAGUACCUUUCAUCCCUGAGGCGGUGUGGGGGAGGUGGGGGGUGAAUCCCCGCCCAGGAGAGAGGGAGGGGGAGAACUUGUCCUUGACCUGGUCUGCGGCGUUAGGGACUUACUCCCUUAAUCCAGGCAAGCCUGGAGUUUGGGGAGGUCGGGGAAGCUGUGUUCUGGCUGCAAGCCCUCUACGUCCCCUAGUUCUUUCACCGACACGGGAAUCCCGGAGGGCUGCCAGGACUGAGAGGCUCUGUCUGAACGCGCGGGGCAAGGGAGAGGCCUGUUUCUGCCGCUUCUGUGCCUGGGGAAGGUGGCAGGAACCAGGGGACUUUUGCGGGCGGGUCCGAGGGCCGGGAUAUUUGCGAGGACCGCCACGCGCCAGUAUCUUGGUCAGCUUUGUGAACUUCGCUCAUACGAAAAGUUAAGAAGCAGAUGAGGAGUCUCACUUAGGAGUUUCUAACGAAUUACUUUUACUGAAAAGACUAAAACUUCAAGAAAAUUAAACGCAAAAAUGUCGGCCGUAGCCCAGCACCAGUUUCGGAACAUUUGAAUAUUUGCUUUCAGGACCAACCACGGCCGAUGUGGCCGCAGUUUCGUGUUUCGCUGGACGAGGAUCACUCGAGGGCCCGUCGGUCCCUGCAUCUAGGGGUGGGCAACUUGGGGACUGAGGUCUAAGAAGCAUCGUUUCGGGUCCUCACUCCUUGCGAGUACACUGCCCGAAGCUUGUGGGAUGAAUGCGCGACGAUAUUUAAGCGUUUAGUAAAUGUAUCGGGAGCAUCGUUUCGUUUAAUCCUCCCCAUAACCCUUUUGGUUGGGUGCUAAUAUCCCCCAUUUUAUAGACGGAGCAUCUGAGGUUCCGGCGGAUGAAGUGACUUGUCCAAAAUCUCAUAGCCUUUAAGCUGGAGAGCGGGGAUUUGAACCAAGUAUGCCCUUCCCUAGGGCUGAGGCUCCACCACCACACUGGUCGAAUGCCUGUGUAGAACUGGGAUGUUAGCACAUCGCAAAUGUUCCUUUCCGAGGUCUGCAGAAACUCGGUUCUCCCCGGGUUAGACUAGAUUCCCGCCGGUACUCUCAGGGCUGAGCUGUCAAACUCAUUAUCCAUCUUGCAAUAUUUUCCUGAGCACCUACUAUGUACUUACACACACACACACACA